ACUGUUCUGCAAACAACAUAACAAAAUGAUAACCACACAGCUACACUCGCAUGAAUUUCUUCUAUACCAUCAAAUGUAACGGUAAAGAAAUCGUUAAAUAGAGUCUGUCUUUGUCCCUUUUCUGCAAAUUAAAGCAUACACACACAUGGUGGGUAGUAGCAGAUGGAUUAAUUGUUGUGCAUGGUGGGGUUCAGAAGCAUCUUCAACAAUGAGGAUCUUCUUGUUCAUGGUGCCUCUCUUAGUGCUUGCGGGCUUUGCUUCUAUAAAGGGUUCAAGCGUUUACAACGGAAGAGAUUCUAUUGCAAAACGUUAUGCCUUGUCGAGCUCUCUAAUAACUCGUUCAAAUUUCUCUUCACAAACAUUUCUUCCUCCUCCAAAUUCCUCUUUACAAACAAUUUAUCCUUCUUCAAAUUCCUCUUUACAAACGCUUCAUCAAUCUAAUGAAACUGAAGUUAAUGUCUCCAUACCCAAGUCCAAUUCAGCUCCUGCAAAUGAAUCUGAUGAAUCUCACCCAAGAGAGAAGCAGAAAAGAAAACCCAGUUUCUUAGAUAGAACUGAAGUUGUUCUAGCACAAGCUCGAGCUACAAUCAGAGAAGCCAAAAAUUGGAAUCUUACACAAGAUUCAGAUUAUGUUCCAAUAGGUCCGAUGUAUUGGAAUGCUAAGGAAUUUCACAGGAGCUACUUAGAAAUGGAGAAACAAUUCAAAGUAUUUGUCUAUGAAGAGGGGGAGCUUCCAGUUUUCCAUGAUGGACCAUGCAGCAGCAUAUACUCCACAGAGGGGAGCUUCAUCCAUGCUAUUGAAAUGAAUGAGCAUUUUCGAACAAGAGAUCCCAAGAAAGCAAAUGUGUUUUUCCUUCCUUUUAGCAUAGCAUGGAUGGUUCGAUAUGUGUACAUAAGGAAUUCAUACGAUUUUGGCCCCAUAAAAAGAACUGUCAGGGACUAUGUCAAUGUCAUUGCUACAAGAUACCCCUAUUGGAAUCGAAGCCUCGGAGCUGAUCACUUCAUGCUCUCUUGCCAUGAUUGGGGGCCAGAGACUUCAAAAUCCAUACCUUACUUGCGUAAGAACUCUAUUCGUGUACUUUGCAAUGCCAACACCUCUGAAGGAUUCGACCCUAUAAAGGAUGCUUCAUUUCCUGAAAUUAAUCUCCAACCUGGUUUAAAAGAUAGCUUCAUUGGUGGACCGCCUGCAUCUAAACGUUCAAUUUUGGCCUUCUUUGCUGGGGGGAAUCAUGGCCCCAUUAGGCCAAUUCUUCUUGAGCAUUGGGAAAACAAGGAUGAAGAUAUUCAAGUUCACAAGUACCUCCCAAAGGGUGUUUCUUACUAUGGCAUGCUGAGGAAUAGCAAGUUUUGCCUUUGUCCUAGUGGGUAUGAGGUGGCUAGCCCUAGAGUGGUGGAGGCAAUUUACACAGGGUGUGUUCCUGUGCUCAUUUCGGAGCACUAUGUUCCUCCUUUUAGUGACGUUUUGAAUUGGAAGAUGUUUUCAGUUAAUGUUUCAGUGAAAGAAAUUCCCAACUUGAAGGACAUUUUGACGAGUAUUUCUCCAAGGCAGUAUAUAAGAAUGCAAAAAAGAGUGGGACAAAUUCGGAGACACUUUGAGGUACAUUCUCCACCCAAGCGAUACGAUGUGUUUCAUAUGAUACUUCAUUCUGUGUGGCUUAGGAGACUCAACUUCAGAGUCCAUGAUGAUAUCAAUGAUUUUUUAAGUGGCAAUAAUUGAUAAAUUACUUCAUACGGAUUCUCUUUGGCAAUAUUGUAAAAUCCAUAGGCAAGAAAAAUACAACUAUUUAAAUUUAGGUGUGAUCUUUUUACAUUUAUCCUACAUUUUUUUAUCACAUCAUAUGCAUAUUAUUUCUUUUUUCGUUUCA
Messenger RNA from Glycine soja, 1865 nucleotides. RefSeq names its product probable glycosyltransferase At5g03795. The transcript is spliced from 4 exons. NCBI's taxonomy places the organism in Eukaryota, Viridiplantae, Streptophyta, Magnoliopsida, Fabales, Fabaceae. The coding region runs from base 146 to 1717 and encodes 523 amino acids. The record is from RefSeq and is a predicted model, not a curated record. Gene Ontology annotation, molecular function: glycosyltransferase activity.